Molecule: messenger RNA, 961 nt
Organism: Daucus carota subsp. sativus
Lineage: Eukaryota; Viridiplantae; Streptophyta; Magnoliopsida; Apiales; Apiaceae
Product: elongation factor 1-beta 2
Exons: 6
Coding region: 115-792 (225 amino acids)
Biological process (GO): translational elongation
Cellular component (GO): cytosol; eukaryotic translation elongation factor 1 complex
Molecular function (GO): guanyl-nucleotide exchange factor activity; translation elongation factor activity
Source: RefSeq, a predicted model, not a curated record
AUCACUCUACUACUCCACUAGCAUAUAAGCGACCUCAUUCUCUCAUCAUCGCCGCCUCUCUUCAUCUCCGCUUCUCUCACAAAAACUCGUCAAUCCCUCUCUUAAACCCUAAAAAUGGCCAUCACAUUCACAGAUCUACACACUGAGUCCGGACUCAAGUCUCUCAACGAUUUUCUCGCCGGAAAAUCCUAUAUCUCCGGGGAUAAGAUUAGUAAGGAUGAUGUGAAGGUGUAUGCGGCUGUUGUGGCGAAGCCUGGUGAUGCGUUUCCUAAUGCCAGUAAGUGGUACGCUAGUGUGGAUUCUCUGCUUGCUAAAAGCUUCCCUGGUAAAGCUGUUGGUGUGAGUAUUGCUAGUCAAUCUGCUCCUGCUGAUACUACUCCAGCUAAGGAGGCCGCAAAGGAAGCUCCUGCUGAUGAUGACGACGAUCUUGAUCUCUUUGGUGAUGAGACCGAGGAGGAGAAGAAGGCAGCAGAAGCGAGAGAGGCAUCUAAAGCACCUGCAAAGAAGAAAGAGAGCGGGAAAUCAUCUGUUCUUUUGGAUGUUAAGCCAUGGGAUGAUGAGACAGACAUGAAGAAGUUGGAAGAGGCUGUUCGCAGCGUUGAAAUGCCAGGGCUUUUGUGGGGAGCUGCCAAACUAGUUCCUGUUGGUUACGGGAUAAAGAAGCUGACCAUCAUGAUGACCAUCGUAGAUGACCUUGUCUCUGUUGAUACUAUCAUAGAGGAUCAUCUCACAGUUGAGCCGAUCAACGAGUACGUGCAGAGCUGUGACAUUGUGGCCUUCAACAAAAUUUAAGAAUCCCUGGCCCAUUUUGGGGUGUAAUUUUGUUACAUUUAGACGUAAUGGUUUUCAAUAUGGUGUUUGCAUUUCUUAUGUUUCUUUCAGAGAUGUAUUAUGUCUCAACUCCCAAGUAAAACACAUUUAACAAGAGUCAAUCCUAUACAAUAGAACGUGUCGUUGAAGA